Molecule: messenger RNA, 2409 nt
Organism: Urocitellus parryii (Arctic ground squirrel)
Lineage: Eukaryota; Metazoa; Chordata; Mammalia; Rodentia; Sciuridae
Gene: Znf317
Product: zinc finger protein 317
Biological process (GO): regulation of transcription by RNA polymerase II
Cellular component (GO): nucleus
Molecular function (GO): RNA polymerase II cis-regulatory region sequence-specific DNA binding; DNA-binding transcription activator activity, RNA polymerase II-specific
Source: RefSeq, a predicted model, not a curated record
GUGAAGCGGAAGCCAUUACUCUCGAGAGGCGAUUACUGUAAGACACAUGGGCAAAGGAGAGGUCUGCGGCUUCUCCCUUCGACCUGUUGGGGACCCUCGACUUCCUUACAGCAUAUGGAGCCUGUCAUAUGAACUUAGUCUCCGGCGGCGGCUUCCGAGACCUCCGCUCCCUCGAUUGUACCCCAGCCCUAGGCCAGCCUGUAGAGAGCCGUGGAAUCCAGAGAGUAGCUUCCUGCAGGACUUCCACAGGACUCCAGUGCCCUGCUGUCCAGGAAGUUGACUCCCCCUCACAGGAUGGCAGCUCUUGGCCUGUCUCCCACAUUUGCUGUGUCCACCCAGAGCCCUGCUUUUCUCCAAGAGUCAGAAUUUCCUCUGUCUUCAAAACACCAUUCCUGUCCCCAGAAUUUAGACCUAUUUGCUUCCCAUGGUCUGGAGCCUCCUACACCACCCAGUGUUUCUUCUCAGGAAUCCGUGACUUUCCAGGAUGUAGCUGUGGACUUCACUGAGAAAGAGUGGCCCCUGCUGGAUUCUUCUCAGAGAAAGCUGUACAAAGAUGUGAUGCUGGAGAACUAUAGCAACCUCACUUCACUAGGGUAUCAGGUUGGCAAACCCAGCCUCAUCUCACACUUGGAGCAAGAAGAAGAGCCGAGGACAGAGGAGAGGGCCAGUCAGCACGGCACCUGUCCAGAUUGGGAGACUCCAUCUAAGACCAAGUGGUCAAUCCUCAUGGAAGAUAUUUUUGGGAAGGAAACAUCCAGUGGUGUGUCAAUGGAAAGAGCUCAUCUUGGGGAGAAGUCCACUGAAUACGCCCACUUGUUUGAAGUCUUCAGCAUGGGUGCUCAUCUUACUCAGCCAAUGGGGAGACACCCCGGCAAGAGGCCCUACCAUCGCCACCAUUGCGGGGCAGCCUUCAAGAGCAGGAYGCCCCUCACUCAGCACGUGAACGUGUAUGAUGGGAGGAAGAUGCACGAGUGCCAGCAGUGCCAGAAGGCCUUCACCACGAGCGCCUCCCUCACCCGGCACAGGAGGAUCCACACUGGGGAGAAGCCCUAUGGCUGCAGCGACUGUGGGAAGGCCUUCAACGACCCCUCUGCCCUCAGGAGCCACGCACGGACACACCUCAAAGAGAAGCCCUUCGACUGUAGUCAGUGUGGGAACGCCUUCCGCACCCUCUCGGCCCUGAAGAUCCACAUGAGGGUCCACACUGGCGAGAGACCCUACAAGUGUGAUGAGUGUGGCAAGGCCUACGGCAGGAGCUGCCACCUCAUUGCACACAAGCGAACACACACUGGGGAGCGGCCCUAUGAGUGUCAGGACUGUGGGAAAGCUUUCCAGCACCCCUCACACCUGAAAGAGCACGUCAGGAAUCACACCGGGGAGAAGCCCUACGAGUGCACACAGUGUGGCAAAGCCUUCCGCUGGAAGUCUAACUUUAAUUUGCACAAGAAAAACCAUAUGGUGGAGAAAACCUAUGAAUGCAAAGAAUGUGGGAAAUCCUUUGGUGACCUCUUGUCACGGAGGAAACACAUGAGAAUCCAUAUUGUGAAGAAACCAGUGGAAUGUCGCCAGUGUGGGAAGGCCUUCCGAAACCAGUCCAUCCUGAAGACACACAUGAAUUCUCACACGGGAGAGAAGCCCUACGGGUGCGAUCUCUGUGGGAAAGCCUUCAGCGCCAGCUCCAACCUCACUGCACACAGGAAGAUCCACACUCAAGAGAGACGCUAUGAAUGCGCAGCCUGCGGGAAGAUCUUUGGUGAUUAUCUGUCGCGGAGGAGGCACAUGAGCAUCCAUCUGGUAAAGAAGCGUGUGGAGUGUCGGCAGUGCGGGAAAGCCUUCAGGAACCAGUCCACCCUGAAGACCCACAUGAGGAGCCACACGGGAGAGAAGCCCUAUGAGUGCGACCAUUGCGGGAAGGCCUUCAGCAUAGGCUCCAACCUCAACGUGCACAGGAGGAUUCACACCGGGGAGAAGCCCUACGAGUGCCUUGCCUGCGGGAAGGCCUUCAGCGACCACUCAUCCCUCAGGAGCCAUAUGAAGACGCACCGGGGAAGAAGCUCUUCCCGGCCUCAGUGUGGAAGAGGCUCCAGUGAGCACUCCAGUAGGCGACGGGAACACUCGGACCAGAAAGGAACCUUCAGAUGUGAGGGAGAAGCUCUCACCUUACAGAGCACAAAAGAGUUCAUUGAACGUAGGAGAAAUCCAGUUGGUGUGAAGCCUGUGAGAAGACAAGUUGUUUCUCAUCAGUUGGGAGAACAACACCGUGGGGGGCUGUAUCUGGUGUGGAAAAGCCUUCAGUGUACGUCUAGUUUGUAAACACAUGAGAACUUCAGCAGGCUGGACUGUGGCCCUGUGGUAGAGUGCUUGCCUAGCAUGCAUGAGGCCCUGGGUUCCAUCCCCACCAAAAAAAAA